Messenger RNA from Linepithema humile (Argentine ant), 1502 nucleotides. RefSeq lists its product as uncharacterized. NCBI's taxonomy places the organism in Eukaryota, Metazoa, Arthropoda, Insecta, Hymenoptera, Formicidae. The record is from RefSeq and is a predicted model, not a curated record.
AUCUUGGUUUAGGUCCACUCGAAGUUUCCUUAUAAUGCUCUCUCGCGAAACGAUAGUUCCAGUCGGUUCCAUUCGGGUGUACUAUCAAGAACCCGCGUAUUUUGAAAGGACAUCGAGCUUUGUGCGUUAAUACGCAUAUCACGGCAAUUUUCUGUUUAAAAGCCCCAAAAACUGCUCAAACCUAAAACCAAACGAAAAUGCAAGGAAGUGAAAAUAUAAGUAGACAUGACUUCGAGGAAGAGAUUGACGACUUUAUAUGUAAUGAGUGUAAUGAAAAAGUAGAACUAGACGCAAUUAGUUCUCACAAUUGCUUCAUAGGCAAACAAAAUGUAUAUUUUUCAGGACGAUAUGUAAUGAAAACAGCAAUGCUCAGUGACAAUGACAAUUCUCAGACUUCAAUGGAGAGUGACAACAAACAGGAUACUAACACUCCAACUUUAACAGAGGAUGAAGACCUACUGGAUGAUGUUUUGUCUUGGAAGUCUGUACUCUGGAACAGCAAAGCAAUUAAAUGCCUAUUAAGUAUCUACCCAAAAUAUAAAAGAUUGCUUGAUAAGCGCAAAUUUGUUUCCAAAAAACAAAUGUACACACGUAUUCACAAAAAAAUGUCUACAUACGGAUACACAUUCACAAGCAUGCAAAUUGAAAAUAAAAUGAAAGCAUUGGAAAAGGCAUAUAAAAAAAGACUACUAAAUAAAGGGCCAAAGAAAAGUGGAAGAGGACGAAUGUGCCUUGAAUUUGAAAAUGAACUGCAAGAUAUUUUUGGAAAAGUUUAUUCCAUAAUUCCUCCCGUAUUAAUGGGAACGAAUUGUCUUGUUAUAAACAAUAGCACUGCAAGUACAAGUUCAGAAGCGACAGAUCCGCCGACAGAUUCACAGACAGAUCAAGAAACAUCUAUGAAAAGCAUCAAUGUUGUUGCACAAACUGAAGAUAAUGCUGCACCAUUUCAGCAACAAGAUAUCUGUGCAAUAGAUAAUGGCAAAGAAGAAUGUCAAAAGAUAAUCGGCAAAGAAAAUAUAUUUCGUGAAAAUGAUAAACAGGAGACAUCAGUCGAAAAGAAUAACAAAAAAUUACCAAAAAGAGAGUCUGCUAAAAAUAUCCGCGAAAAACAAGAUAAAGAAAAAGCUUCUCGUCAACAUGAGUAUUUGAAACUCAAACGCAUCAAACUGAAAUUGAAAGCCAAAAAAUAUAAAGCAAAGUACAAUAUCGACAUCGACAAUGACAUUGAUGAUAUUGAUGAGAUGUUAUAAUACUUUGAAAAUAUUUUAUGAAAUUCGUGAAUUUUAUUUUGUUUUUUUUUAUUAAUAGUAUAGAUAUAUUUUUUGUUUUAAGAUUGUUGAAGGCAAAAUAUGCGCAAUCUAUAAUUUAAUUAUUUAUUAUUUUAUUGUCUCAAUCUUGUUCCUAGUUGAGAAGAACUUAAACUACGCCGAGUUAUGUUUUCCAUUAUCAAAUUUUUUAUUUAAAUAUAAUAAAAAAUAUUAUGAAGAAGAAUAUAGUACAAU